Molecule: messenger RNA, 1119 nt
Organism: Trematosphaeria pertusa
Lineage: Eukaryota; Fungi; Ascomycota; Dothideomycetes; Pleosporales; Trematosphaeriaceae
Exons: 5
Coding region: 364-1119 (251 amino acids)
Biological process (GO): regulation of DNA-templated transcription
Molecular function (GO): DNA-binding transcription factor activity, RNA polymerase II-specific; zinc ion binding
Source: RefSeq, a predicted model, not a curated record
AAAACCUCUUCUCAGUCAUCUUGGCACCGCCGCGUUCGUGAGAGAAAUCCUCUUCUCAGUCAUCUUUGCCCCGCCGCGUUCGUGAGAGAAAUCCUCUUCUCAGUUAUCUUUGCCCCGCCGCGUUCGUGAGAGGAUUCCUCUUCUUAGUCACCUUUGCCCCAACGCUGUAGAGCAUAUGCACGUGUCAGCCUGGUCGACUUGGAAUAUCGCGCCCCGCACUUUGUCGCACUUUCCGCAACUCCUCUUGGCUGACGAUAUUGCUUUCUCUUCUUGCUCAGCACAUCCGUCUCGGUCCCAUCACGUUUUCUGUUCCAUUGAGCGCUUUGCGUUCUACUUGGACACUGUUCUUGUUAUGCUACCAUCAUGGCGUCGCUCCUUCCUUUGCAGCAUAUUGACAGACCAGUCGCUUCCAAAAGAGUAACCCGCGACAGAGGCCAGUUGAGCAUGAUACGCUGCGAUCAGUGCCGAGAGGACAAGCAAAAGUGUUUACCACUCCGGAGAACAUGGCCAACGAAGUGCAACCGCUGCGAGAAGAGAGGCCUGCCCUGUUCGGAGGGUAGGAGAGCACCGAGAAGGCGGAAGGGAGAAAGCGCAAAUGCGGCUCCGCUACCAGAUCCUAGUAGCACCGCGGGGAUUCCGGUCGAUCCUCCAAAUAUUGGCACGCUCGAUUCGCCUUUACCGGAUGGAAACGCCUCGGCAGACAGCACUCCGACAGACCGCCCAAUUUCAGGGGCUUGCGCUCACUGUAGGAUACAAAAUAUCACUUGUCCUGGCGACACUGGCGACGGCUCUGGAUGUACGAAUUGUAAGCAAGCUGUCAGGCAGUGCCUGUUUGCACCGGCCGGAUCGACUGAAGCGCCGAUGGCACUCGAUAGUGUCCCAGCCCAGGUCGCAGCAGAUCCUCUGGGCAUCGAGAUUCGCCACAUGUCAUUCUUGAUGUUAUAUCGCAGAAACCUAAGGGUGGCAUUGGACCGCUUAAGAGGCCUGGAACAGGAAUUGGAAGAGCUCCUUCCUAUAUAUGGUAAAGAAGGUCUCGGCUUUUAUGGAGACUCGAAAACCAUAGAUCAGUUCCAGCAACGCAGCGACUCAGUUAAUCCACUACACAGCGGAAGGAGAUGA